Triticum turgidum subsp. durum (durum wheat) is the source of this 309-nucleotide messenger RNA. The record is from the annotation of a GenBank genome assembly. NCBI's taxonomy places the organism in Eukaryota, Viridiplantae, Streptophyta, Magnoliopsida, Poales, Poaceae.
AUGACAUUGCCAAAUACAGUCAUGUCAGCAGAUCAGAUAUUUGAGUUUGUUAGAGCUGCAGAUUGCUAUCCAAACGUGUCAACUGCUUACCGAAUUCUCUUAACUAUGCAUGUGACGGUAGCAUCAGGUGAACGAAGUUUUUUAAAAUUGAAGUUGUUGAAAAAUUAUUUGAGGUCAACUAUGUCGCAAGAAAGAUUGAAUGGAUUGGCAAUAUGUUGUAUUGAGAAGGAUGUGUUGGAUAACAUUGAUCUUGAUACCGCCGUUAAUGAUUUUGCAUCAAAAAAUGCACGAAGGAGCCGUUUCUCAUGA